Molecule: messenger RNA, 6868 nt
Organism: Scomber scombrus (Atlantic mackerel)
Lineage: Eukaryota; Metazoa; Chordata; Actinopteri; Scombriformes; Scombridae
Product: trichohyalin-like
Exons: 13
Coding region: 204-5939 (1911 amino acids)
Biological process (GO): regulation of transcription by RNA polymerase II
Cellular component (GO): nucleus
Molecular function (GO): transcription coregulator activity; double-stranded DNA binding
Source: RefSeq, a predicted model, not a curated record
GCGACGUAGCUUAGUAACAGCAGCAGCAACGUCCGAUACCAAGACACGUUUAGUAGGCACACUCCCAGAGGCUCAUAACUGGGUAACAGAAGCUCAUAACUGGGUUACAGAGGCUCAUCGUCACUGGGUCACCGGCUGACCGGUGCAGCAAAGGUCGCCGGUUUGAUUCCCUCCCUGUGGUCGAGCUGUGACGCAGCAGCAGGAUGGCCGACUUCAAAGCAGGAGAUCUGGUGUUCGCCAAGAUGAAGGGCUUCCCCCACUGGCCUGCUAGGGUCUGUGAUUCCUCUAAAGGCUACAAGAGGCGAAUUCCCGUCUACUUUUUUGGGACGCACCAGAUAGGAACCCUCCCGCCGGAGAACGUCGUUCCCUUCGCCGGGAACAAGAAGAAGUACGGCAGCGGCGUUCGUAUCCGAGGCUUCGAUGAGGGAAUGUGGGAGAUCCAGAACACGCCUCGGAUCGGCGUGUCGAUCAAAUUUCCAAACAGGACUGGCAUGCAGAGUCCUUCUAAAGCUUCACCAGCGAGGCCGACUUCUCCCACUAAAGCUACACCCACUAGACCGACUUCGACUCCCAGUAAAACCAUCGCUGCGAAGCCCGACAGCAAACCGGCUGCUGGCAGAAACACUCCGAGCAGAGUCACAAGUAAUAAACAGGAAGCUGCUUCUGCUUCUGCUUCUGUUUCUGCUUCUAAAACUCCGACGAGAUCUUCAUCGAGGAUCACCGCGGAGAAACCGACAGAUAGCAAACAGACGCCUGAAAAGGUUUCUAAAGACGUUUCUGCUGCAGAGAGCGCCGUCGCUACGACAACCAGGAGCAGAGCAGCUCGAGAUCCUGAAACAUCUGCAGCGAGCACGUCUGCAGAGAGUAAAAACAAGUCAUCAUCAGACACGACGGAAACAAGAACUCGCUCCAGAUCUGACAGACAGAAACCUGCGGACGUUAAACCCGUUUCCACGGUGACUCGUGACAUUACGUCCGAGAGGAGAACACGAAGCAGCGGCGAGGCUCCGGAGAUUAAAACUGAAGAUACGACGCCCAGCAGGACCAGGAGGAGCAGAGCAGCCGAGUCCCAGGUUGAUGUAGAACAGCAGAAGAAGAAAACAGCUGUUAGUCCUCCCGUCUCUCCUUCAGCCAAGAACGACAGAAGUAGAAGAGGGAAGAAGACGGAAGAAAAAGAGGAAGAAGAAGAAGAGGAGGAGGAGGAGGAGGAAGAAGAAGAAGAAGAGGAGGAAGAAGAAGAAGAUUCUAUGGAGACCCAAGGAGUGAAAAGAAAGAGAGAAGAUAAGGAAGAGGAGAAAGUAGAGAGGAAGAAAACGAAGCAGGAUGACGGAAAGAAAGAAGAAGCGACAGAAGAGAACCAAAGGAUGAGGACGAGAGGAUCUGAGAAGGAGGACCGGAAAGAGGAGGAGGAGCUGGAGAGAAAACAACAAGUCAUCAACGACAGGACAAUGAGGAGAGAGAUGAGGGCGAGAGAAAGGGAGAAAGAGGAAGAAGAGGAGGAGGACAGAGGAGCGAAGAGGAAGAGGAAAGAAGAGAAGGAGGACGACUCCGCGGGAAAGAGAGAGGAGACAAAGAAGAAGUCGUCGUCAGAGAGCGAAGGGAUGAAGACGAGGAGAGCAAAGGAAUCAUCUGAGGAGGACGAAGAUGAUGAUGAAGAAGAAGAAGAAGAAGAAAGGAUGAAAGAGAAGAACACGGAGGAGAAAGAGGGAGGAAGUGAUGUGGACAAGGAGCGACGCCUGGCUGCCAAGAGGGAGAAUUUGUUAAAAUCUCUGAGAGGUUUGCUGAAGGCCAAGAGAGGAGUGAGGAGGAGGGAGGUGACGAAGAGCGCUCAGAACGCCGCAGACGGAGCGAAGAUGGAGACGAGAAAGACGGGAAUUCAGAGGACGACGGUGAAAGAUUUAAAGAUGAUGGGCAUGAAAACAGACGUGAAGGUGAUGAUCGGAAAGAGAGCGACGUUGGAGAGAAGAGAGGAGAAGAAAGAGGAGAAGAAAGACAGAGGUGAACCAGUCGACAAAAUGAGGAGCGGAACAGCAGAGGAAGAAGAGAAGAAGACGAAAGAAAAAGAGAGCGAAGUGAAGAAAGACGAGAGGAAAAUAAUCGGGAAGAUCGUGAAAGUGACGGCCGGACAAGGAGCGAAGGUUCAGGUGAAGACGAUGAUGGGAGGAACGAUGGUGACGACGACGGCGGCAGCAGCAGAGGAGGAGAAGAAGAAGAGGAGAGAAGAAGAGAAGGCGGAUAAAAAGACGAUAGACGAAAAGAAAAACGAGAAGGAGGCGGACAGAGAGAAGAGAGGGAGCGCCGAAGAAGAGAAGGAGGCGGAGAGGAGACCUGAAAGAACUAGAGCAGCGAUGGAGAGAAAGAGCAAUGAGGAAGACACGAAGAAAGCGACAGAAAGAGAGAGGAAGAACGAAAAAGGAGAGGAGGAACGAAGGACGACGAGAGAACAGAGGAAGAGCUCGGUGGAGAGAGAGAAGAGAGGGAACGGCGAAGAGGAGAAGGAGGCGGACAAGAGACCUGAAAGAACUAGAGCAGCGACCGAGAAAAAGAACAACGAGGAAGAGACGAAGAAAGCGACAGAAAGAAAUAAGGAAGAGGAGGUAAAGAUGGCGACGAGAGAACAGAGGAAGAGUUUGGUGAAGGAGGCGGAGAGAGAGAAGAGAGGGAGCGCCGAAGAGAAGAAACAACCAGAUGAGGUGAAGAGGAGGUCUGAAAGAACGAGAGCAGCGACGGAGGACAAGAAGGAGGAGAGGGAGACUGAAACGGGUGAAGUGGAAAGAAUGACAACUAGAGAACAGAGGAAGAGCUCGGUGAAGGAGGUAGAGAGAGAGAAGAGAGGGAGCGCCGAAGAGAAGGAGGUGGAGAGGAGGUCUGAAAGAACGAAAGCAGCGACUGAGAAAAAGAGCAGCGAAGAAGAGAUGAAGAAAGAGACUGAAAGCGAGAAGAGCGUGAAAGGAGAGGAAGAAAAAAUUAUGACGAGAGAACAGAGGACAAGUUCGGCAAAGGAGACAGAGAGAGAGAAGAGAGGGAACGCCGAAGAGAAGAAACAACCCGAUGAUGUGAAGAGGAGGUCUGAAAGAACGAGAGCAGCGACGGAGGACAAGAAGGACGGAGAGAAAGACGAGAAGAAAGCGAAAGAGAGGAAGAACGAAAAAGGAGAGGAGGAAAGAAUGACGACGAGAGAACAGAGGAAGAGUUUGGUGAAGGAGACUGAAAGAGAGAAGAGAGGGAGCGCCGAAGAGAAGGAGACGGAAAGAAAGAACACUGAAGAGGUGGAGGGAGAGAAGAGAGGGAACGCCGAAGAGAAGGUGGAGAGGAGGUCUGAAAGAACGAGAGCAGCGAUGGAGAGAAAGAACAGCGAGGAAGAAAUGAAGAAAGCGACUGAAAGAGAGAAGAACGGAAAAGGAGAUGAAGAAAGAAUGAUGACAAGAGAACAGAGGAAGAGUUUGGCAGAAAGAGAGAAGAGAGGGAGCGCCGAAGAGAAGGAGGCGGAGAGAGGGAGUGCCGAAGAGAAGGAGACGGAGAGAGAGAAGAGAGGGAGCGCUGAAGAGGAGGAGGCGGAGAGAGGGAGCGCUGAAGAGGAGGAGGCGGAGAGAGGGAGCGCCGAAGAGAAGGAGGCGGAGAAAGAGAAGAGAGGGAGCGCCGAAGAGAAGGAGGCGGAGAGAGGGAGCGCUGAAGAGGAGGAGGCGGAGAAAGAGAAGAGAGGGGGCGCUGUAGAGAAGGAGGCGGAGAAAGAGAAGAGAGGGAGCGCCGUAGAGAAGGAGGCGGAGAAAGAGAAGAGAGGGAGCGCCGAAGAGAAGGAGGCAGAGAGAGAGAAAAGAGGGUGCGCCGAAGAGAAGAAACAGCCCGAUGAGGUGAAGAGGAGGUCUGAAAGAACGAGAGCAGCGACGGAGGACAAGAAGGAGGGAGAGAAAGAGAAGACAGGGAGCGCCGAAGAGAAGGAGAGAGAGAAGAGAGGGAACGCCGAAGAGGAAGUGGAGGUGGAGAGGAGGUCUGAAAGAACGAGAGUAGCGAUGGAGAGAAAGAACAGCGAGGAAGAAAUGAAGAAAGUGACCGAAAGAGAGAAAAGUGAAAAGGGAGAGGAAGAAAGAAUGAUGACAAGAGAACAGAGGAAGAGUUCGGCGGAAAGAGAGAAAAGAGGGAGCGCCGAACAGAAGGAGGCGGAGAGCGAGAAGAGAGGGAGCGCCGAAGAGGUGGAGAGGAAGUCUGAACGAGUAGAGAAGAAGAGCGAUGAAGACGGUACAAAGAAAGCGAGUGAAGGAGAGAGGAAGAACGAAAAAGUAGAGGAGGAAAAGAUGAUGACAAGAGAACAGAGGAAGAGUUUGGUGAAUGAGGCGGAGAGAGAGAAUAGAGGGAGCGCCGAAGAGAAGGAGGCGGAGAAAGAGAAUAGAGGGAGCGCCGAAGAGAAGGAGGCGGAGAGAGAGAAUAGAGGGAGCGCCGAAGAGAAGGAGAGUAAAUCUGAAAGAACGAGAGCAGAGACAGAGAGAAAGAGCAGCGAAGAAGAGAUGAAGAAAGCGACUGAAAAAGAGAAGAACGAAAAAGGAGAGGAGGAAAAGAUGACGACUAGAGAACAGAGGAAGAGUUCGACGAUGGAGAUAGAGAAGAGAGGGAGCACCGAAGAUAAGGAGGCGGAGAGGAAGAGUGACGACAAACAGAAGAAGAGCGAUGAAGACGAGACGAAGAAAACAACUGAAAGAGAGAAGAACGAAAAAGAAGAGGAAGAAAGAAUGAUGACGAGAGAACAGAGGAAGACUUCGGAGGAGAGGGAGAAGAGAGGGAGCGCCGAAGAGAUGGAGGUGGAGAGAAAAUCUGAAAGAACGAGAGCAGAGACAGAAGAGAUGAAGAAAGCGACUGAAAAAGAGACGAACGAAAAAGGAGAGGAGGAAAGAAUGAUGACGAGAGAACAGAGAAAGACUUCGGAGGAAAGAGGGAAGAGAGGGAGCGCCGAAGAGAUGGAGGCGGAGAGGAAGAGUGACGACAAACAGAAGAAGAGCGAUGAAGACGAGACGAAGAAAGCGACUGAAAAAGAGAGGAAGAACGAAAAAGGAGAGGAAGAAAGAAUGAUGACGAGAGAACAGAGGAAGAGUUCGGCGGAGAGAGAGAAAGUGGCGGAGAAGAAGAGUGACGACAAAGACGAGAAACAGAAGAAGAGCGAUGAAGACGGGACGAAGAAAGCGAAUGAAAAAGAGAGGAAGAACGAAAAAGGAGAGGAAGAAAGAAUGAUAACGAGAGAAAGGAGUAAAAGAGAAGAAAAGAGUGAGAAAGAGAAAGAGAAAGAAAGAGUGAGCGCAGACCAAACGACACAAACAGCCGAUGAAAUGGCAGAAAAGGGACAGACGACACAAAUAAGUGCAGAAGAAGAAGAAGAGAAGAGCGCCGCUUCGGGUGGAGAGAAGGAUGAGCCGACGACGAUGAAGCAGCUGCAGAAGAAGAAUCCGACGCUGACGGACUCGAUGCUCCACAGAAUCCACGGAGACAUUCGGAUCUCACUGAAGACCGACCACCCGGACAUCGGUAAGUGUCUGAAGGCGUUGGAUCAGCUCAGUAUGGUUUAUGUGACGUCGCAACACGUCCAGAGACACAGCGAGCUCGUCGCCACCUUAAGAAAAAUGCGUUCCUACCGGGCGAACCAGGCCAUCAUGGACAAAGCCUCGAUGCUCUACAACCGCUUCAAGAACGCCUUCCUGGUGGGUGAAGGCGAGGAGGUGGUGAGCGCCGCCUUCCUGCGCUCGCUGCUGGUGGAGAAGGAGCAGGAAGAGGCGCAGCGGGCCGAGCGCUUCAGGGAGCGGAUGAAGAGGGAGGAGCUGCUGCAGGAGGUGAAGAGACGCAUGGGACAGGUGAAGGAGAGGAGGAGGACUGAUGGAGGAGGAGGAGAGGGAGAGGAAGAGGAGGAGAAAACAGAAGCUCUUCCGGCUCCAGUGGACUCUUCCUGCCUGGACUGAACCAUCUCUGUGCUGAGAGGGGGGGGGGGGGGGGGGGGGGGGGGGGUGAAGGUGCUCGACCUGAAACACACACUUCUCAACUGUUUACCUCAUCAAACAUAUCACAUGCAUUUCUCUGAUUACUUCCUGUUGUAAAUAAACCAGAGUUACAGAUCCUGACACAUUAACGGUCUGUUAGCAUUAGCAUUAGCACAGGUGCCAUUAUUACACACAGAAUGACUCAUUUCCACCAGAAACAUAUUUAUUUUUACACUUCUUCUUCAUCAAACCCCCAAACAUGAGUAUUACAGACUUUAACCGGAGCAUUAAUCUUCUAAUUUUAAGUUGCACCUUUAUCUCGUCAUCUAUUGGCUCGUGGAUUUCGAUGAUGUCGCAUAAUUACAGCCGAGCCUGAGCCGUACGUUAAACCCUGACAUUAUCUGUUUAACUUAUCUUUAAUCUAACUUAAACACCGUAAUAACUAUUUUUCUCCUGUAAUGCAGGACCGCGAUACUGCACAUCCUGAUCCUUAAACGUCCUCUGAACAUUUUACUCACUCGGCUGCAUCUAAAAUUAGCUGCAGAAAGUCGUAGUGAGUUUUAAAUUACAGUGUGCUUUAAAGCAGCUGUCAGGUGUUUUAAGACACACAUGAAAAACUGUGAACUUGUCCUUUUUAAAACAGAACAUUUAAAAUCAGAAAAGGAGUAAAAAACUAAAAAAUCAACCCUUCAACUUUCAGUUAAAGUUGCGAUUUGAAUGAAAAAAUAUAACUUCUAAAAAAUGUCUUUAAAUCCGAUUUUUUUUAGUCCCUUUUUUUUUCUUUAGUUGCUUUUACUUGUCUUUUAAUUGAGCUACAAUAACGUCAGCUUGUGUUUUUCGGCUCAUAAACAUCGUCUGAAUACUUUACUCAUUCGGCUUCGUUUAAAAUUAGCUACAAAAAGUCGUAGUUA